Trichobilharzia szidati is the source of this 813-nucleotide messenger RNA. Lineage: Eukaryota; Metazoa; Platyhelminthes; Trematoda; Strigeidida; Schistosomatidae. The record is from the annotation of a GenBank genome assembly.
UGAGCUCAUAAAUAACCUAUACAGUAACUAGGAUACAUUGUUUGAUGUUUUGCUGCAGAAAAUCGAGUUAUUACAUCGGAAAUUGUAAAAAAUACGAUGAUGUCUGUAGACCGUGGGUAUUUCGCGAAGUCAAACUCAUAUGAAGACCGGCCACUGUCAAUUGGUUUCGCCGCAACAAUUAGUGCUCCUCAUAUGCAUGCGCAUGCUUUGGAAGCACUAAGAGAUCAUCUUAAACCUGGUUCACAUGCCUUAGAUGUUGGGUCAGGUAGUGGAUAUUUAACAGCAUGUAUGGCACUUAUGGUGGGCUCCACAGGUGUUGCAGUAGGCAUUGAACAUAUUAAUGAGUUAACUGAAUUUGCAUUAGCAAAUGUUGGAAAUUGGAUGAAUCAUAGUAAAGCAGCUCAAUCAGCUGGCAUAGAAUUGGGAAAACAACUAAAACUUGUAACUGGUGAUGGUCGUCAAGGUUGGCCAGCUGAUGCCCCUUAUGAUGCUAUUCAUGUUGGUGCUGCAGCUCCAACUAUUCCUAAUGCCUUAAAAGAACAGUUGAAAAUUGGUGGUCGUCUAAUUUGCCCUGAAGGACCAGAGGGUGGAAAUCAAGUUCUAGUUCAAAUUGAUCGUUUACCAGAUGGUUCAUUCCAGCGUAAACCACUUAUGGGUGUUAUUUAUGUCCCACUAACAGACAAAAAUUUACAAUUAGGACCAAGGGAUGAACGGGAUCUGUAAAUAAAAAUGGAAAUCCGAUACGUUUUUCUCUUUCUUGUAACAGAAUAAACUGUGAAUCAGUGUGUACAUACUUUGAAAUUGUGAUUAGUA